UGUGCAAAGGGGGCGGGGCUGGAAGAGUUCCUCACCCUCGUGUGUUUGAUGCAGUCAGCUGAGCACAACUUGUGCGGACGCGGCUCUAACCUCGUACAACAUGCAGGAUCACAAGGAAAACGUUUAACCCUGUGCACAGUUUGUCAUUCCACCGUGUACAGAAAACAAUCCAGUUAAACACCCUCCCUUUUAAUUCAACUUCUCCGUUCUUUUCCCGUGAAGAUUACCAAUUUGGAGGCUGUUGCACAGGGUUUUGGAGUUGCAUGUGACUGCUCAUCAAUUGAGGUGAUUCUGAGUAUGGCCUUAGCUGGAUGCCCAGACUACUUCCUCCACCAUCCAAACUACCAGGACAAUGUUGACCGGACUCCUCCUCACAGACCGUCCAAUCUCAUUGGUUCAAGCUUCCAGCAGUCAUCCAAUCUGAACUCUCCCAAUCACCCAGAGGAUGAUGUAGAUCUGGAGGCCCUGGUGAAUGACAUGGCCUCUCUUUCAUCCUAUGAGAGCGUCUAUGCAACCUGUGGGACCCAGCAUUCAGACUCCGCCCCCCUCUUGCACCGCACCGAUGGCAGUGGGCUCCAUGGCAACAGAGUGGCCCCGCAGCUACGGGCCCCUAGUAAUAAAGUCACCGCCCCCCACUCUCCAGCUCAAAAGCUCCGGCGAUCUCAGCCAAUGCACAUACAGGCAGUCAGGCGACUUCAAGAAGAAGAGUUGCAAGUUCGUCCGGCAUCUUUGCCAGCUAUUCCGAACCCUUUCCCUGAGCUCUGCAGUCCCUCGGGAUCUCCUGUGCUGAGUCCUGGAUCGCUGCCACAGCCAUCGGAGUCACAUAUCAUCAAAGUUUUCAGCGAGGAUGGUGUGGGAAAAGUUGUGGAGGUCCCUGCCGACAUGACGGCCAGAGAUGUGUGUCAGUUCCUGGUCUACAAGAACCACUGCCUGGAUGACAACUGCUGGUCGCUAGUGGAGCAUCAUUCCCUGCUUGGUCUGGAGAGGUGCCUGGAAGAUCAUGAACUGGUGGUUCCAGUGCAGGCCUGCAUGUCUCCAGAGAGCAAGUUUCUCUUCAGGAAGAACUAUGCCAAGUACGAGUUUUUCAGAAAUCCACUGAACUUCUUUCCGGAGCAGAUGGUCGCGUGGUGUCAGGAAUCUAAUGGCUCUAUCCCACAGUCCCAGCUCUUACAGAAUUUCUUGAAUUCCAGCAGCUGUCCAGAGAUCCAGGGCUUCCUUUAUUUGAAAGAGACAGGCCGAAAGUCCUGGAAAAAGCUCUACAUGUUCUUGCGCCGUUCUGGGCUGUACUGCUCUACUAAAGGAAUGUCUAAGGAGCCAAGGCACCUGCAGUUACUGUCGGACUUGGAGGAGAGCAAUAUUUUCACUGUGACAACGGGCAGAAAGUUGCACAAUGCGCCCACAGACUACCAAUUCUGCAUUAAGCCCAGUAAGGGCAGGACAGAACAGAAGGAGUUGAAGAUGCUGUGUGCAGAGGACGAGCAGAGCCGAACGUGCUGGAUGACUGCUUUCAGACUGCUCAAGUUUGGAAUUCUGCUAUAUCAGAACUACAAGACCCCACACCAGAGAAAGACUGCCAUAUCAAACUUCACCACACCUGUGCGGAGUGUGUCCGAGAAUUCACUGGUCGCCAUGGAUUUCUCAGGAAGGACGGGUCGUGUGAUUGACAACCCUGUGGAGGCUCAAAGCGCUGCCAUGGAAGAGGGACACACUUGGAGAAAGCGAAGUCAGAGAAUGAAUGUUUUGGGAAGCCCCAGUCCUCUACAUCCCUCACCGUUAAGUUCAGUGAUUCACAGGACGCAGUUAUGGUUUCACGGCCGCAUUAUGAGAGAAGAAUCCCACAGGAUGAUUAUGCAGCAGGGCCAAGUUGAUGGAUUAUUCCUAUUGAGAGACAGCCAGAGCAAUCCAAAAGCAUUUGUUCUCACCUUGUGCCAUCAUCAGAAGAUUAAACACUUCCAGAUUUUACCUUUUGAGGAGGACGGCCAGGUCUUUUUUAGCCUUGAUGACGGCUCUACCAAGUUCACAGACCUGAUCCACCUGGUAGAGUUUUACCAGCUCAACAGGGGUGUACUGCCCUGCAAACUCAAACACCCCUGCACCAUGGUGGCCUUAUGACCCCCUCCUGAUCCUUACAAACAACACACACACAAAUGUAACUGAGAAACUGGAUGUUUUGUUUUGUUUUGUUUUGUUUUUUUAUAAUAAUUUCCAGUCAUUUUCACAAUAAGCUGACGCAACCCACAGGCAUGAAAAUUAUCUCAAUUUUUCUCACUGCCCUGGGAUUAGCAUAAAAACGUUUGGGAAUAAUUAUGGGACAAGAUCAACUUCCCACACACCCUGUCCUUUGGUUUUGACAAGGGUGUCUGAUUUUUUUUUUUUUUUUUUUAAACAGUCUCUGUGGUGAUAUUCAUGAACUUUCACUGAAUUCAAGACUUUUUCAUCAUUCAGGACAUGACAGUAGACACACACCCCCAUAAACUGAUUGGAUCAGGAUGGUCGUUUCGUGUGGUGUGUCUGCGGGGACUUGCAUUGCAAAAAGUUACUUGAUGACAAUUGAUAUGUAUUAUGUUAUUUCCUACCUGAACAUUUUGCACUCUCAAGCUGAAACAGGUGUGAUCCACUUCAUCCUGAGCUUACCGCAACAACUGUUACCCAUUUGCCUUCCUCCUACCGUUCACCCUUUCUGUUGUUUGUCCUCUUUUAAACUCUUCCUGGGAAUUCCCUGUGUAAUGAUGGGAUUAGUGCAAAGGCAAUGACAGUAGUGACCAUAUGAGGUGUGACAUCCUCAGUGACAGCCAAAUAACCUAACUCGGUCUUUCAUACAUCGCUAUAUCUAUGUCAGCGAGGAGGGACUAGCCGCAAGGGGUGGCAGACUUGCACUUCAAUAAAUUAUACUUGAUUUGCUAUGCUUUACAAGCAUAAGAAUUAGUUAAGUUUGGAGUUCUUAUCAAGCUUUGCCUUAAAGGAAUGCUCGGGGUUAAAUAUAACUUAAGCUCCAUCGACACUAUCCGUCACAUGCUGUUGAUUACAACAGAAAAUGUACUUUGACAAAAAACAAAAAGUGUGUCGGCAGUCACCUGCUUAUAAUGCAACUCUAUGGGGUGACAAACCCUUUUUAUCAAUGGACUUGCUUUGUAAGUGGAUUUCAAUCAACAUAUUUGUUUUUCAAUGUGUUUCUAAACUGUCAAACAAGUAUUUGUCAUAAUUGACCACAUAUGCACACCGUAGCUUAAAGGGACAGUUCACCCAAAUAUUGAAAAUUGUAAUGUCAAAAUUAUCACCAUCAUGUAAUUCCAAAGGUGUAUGACAGUCUUUCUUCAGUGGAAAACAGAAGAUAUUUUGAAGAAUGUUUUUGUCCUCAAAAUGAAAGUCAGUAGUGUCCAAAAUGGUUUGGAACCCAUUGACUUUUAUUCUACAGAGAGAAAAAAAAAAAUAUUUGAAAUUUAUAGUAAUAUAUUAAUGUAUAUAUUAUAAAUGUAUUAUUGUUUUUAUAUUAAUAUUUGAAUAUUCUAAUAUUUUCUUUUGUGUUUCACAGAAUAAAAGUCUUUGGAAUAACUUGAAGGUGAGAAAAUUAUCGAAUUUGUUUUAGUAAACUGUCCCUUUAAAAUGUAUUUAGCUCAGAACGUAGGAAUAGUGUUUAGGACGCGAGGAUUAACGAUCAGUAACCACGAUGUGUUCGUUAAUAUCUUUUGAAAACUAUCCACAUCCCUUUUUUCCGUUUAGGAAGACAAAGCUCUAUUUAAAUCGUUUCGCUCUCGGCAUUGAAAAAUGCUCUAUAUAUCGAUUGUGCGUAGUUUAUAUUUGGAGUCAUUAAAGGGAUAGUUCACCCAAAAAUGAAAAUUCUGUCAUCAUUUACACACCAUCAGGUUGUUCCAAACCUGUAUGAAUUUCUUUGUUGUGUUGAAUUCAAAAGAAAGAUAUUUAGAAGAAAGUUUGUAACCAGGCCGCUUUGGGGCACCAUUGACUUCCAUAGUAGGGAAAAAAAUACUAUAUGUUAUAGAAGUUGUCAAUGGUGCCCCUUUGUGUUCAACAGAACAAAGAAAUUUAUACAGGUUUGGAACAACCUGAUGGUGUGUAAAUUAUGAUAGAAUUUUCAUUUUUGGGUGAACUAUCCCUUUAAAAACUUGAUUCGGCCCUCAGAAUGCAACUGAAACUUGACCUAGGCCUCGUAUCCCACCCUGAGCACAAUUCAAGAGGGUUAGUAUUCGUUCAAUUCACUGACUCCAGGUCGUGUUACUUUUUGCGAACGUACCUAGCUGUUAGUAUAGCCCGAAGCUUAACAACUGCCUUUUCAAAUCACUGUGCUGUUCUUGAGCCAUGUUAAAACCCUAAAAGUGACAGGCCAGCCUCGAACUGAGCGCCUGCAGGGAUCGGCCGCGCACACGGUUGAGGACUUUGCGAAGUCAAGUCUCACGGGUGUGUCUGUAAUCCUCCGGGGCUGAGUGUGACAUAAUGCGGUGAGGAGAUUAUCUCGCGUGCCAGCUUUGCUACAAGGAGGUUAGCGGCAAAAGCUGGUGUACGGUUACCUGCGGCGCUACUUCAGCAGUCUCCUGUCUGUCCCCGACGUCCGCCUUGUUACCCUUCAACACUGGCCCAGCAAGACUAAGCUAUGGUUUUUUUUAAUAUGCUGACAGCUGACUGUUAUACUGCUGAGCUUAGAACCACACGCGCCUAGGACGAGAGUGUGUAUGAUGCACACUGCGAUUGUGAAACACUUUAUGAUACCACAUAAGCACCUUUUUUAAUUUUCACAUAUGAUUCACGCUGUUUAACUUAUGUGAAAUGCUUUUGAGGACGUUUUUCAUCUCAGAUGUUAGCUACGACUCUGAUCUGCCUUAUCUUAUGUUAUUAUCGCUUCCUUGCCGCACCUAAUUCGAAUUUGUAAAUUGUUACGAAAUGUGGAAAGUACACGCAUUACGCAUUCAGUGUCUGGGAUUGUGGUUGACUAUCAUCAUGUUGUUUCAAUUUAGUAGCCUAAUUUAGUCACAGUUCCAGCCUGCAUGAGUUAUACCUACAAGGACGCCUGAAAACGUAUAUUCUAACUGGAAUACGCAAGUGUGAACGCUGAUUCGUUUCGUCCAACUCAUGAUCAAAGUGUUUGGACAAUGCUUAUUUUCGUCAGACCUGUGCUGUUGUGUGGCUCACAACUAUGAAAUGCCAAACAUGCAUGUGAAAUAUGAACGUCCCCUACCUUCAUUAUGCCGUUUUGGUGUUGAUUUUUUUUUUUUUUUUUUUUUUUUUUAAAUAAUAACACAGGUGAGUUUGUUUCACCUGUAUGUUUGGCUCAUAUGCAGCAGUCACACUCUUCUAAGUAUGUGAAGCCUAAAGAGAGGUAGUAGAUCUAACACUGUAUUAAACACCAUCUAUUACUAUAUAAAUGUGGUGCGCUUCAAAACAGAAUGAAGAUGUUUUGCAUAAAGUGCAAAUUAUGCAUAUUCCCUCUCGACAUGUACCAGUGUGAAAUAUUUUUAGCUUGUAUCGUGUUUUCAUUUUUAUGUCACAAAUGUCUUUUUAUAAAGAGUAUAUAUUACAGUAUUAAAUUAA
Messenger RNA from Megalobrama amblycephala (Wuchang bream), 5541 nucleotides. It is a transcript of the gene grb10a, whose product is annotated as growth factor receptor-bound protein 10a. NCBI's taxonomy places the organism in Eukaryota, Metazoa, Chordata, Actinopteri, Cypriniformes, Xenocyprididae. The record is from RefSeq and is a predicted model, not a curated record. Gene Ontology annotation, molecular function: insulin receptor binding. The coding region runs from base 298 to 2112 and encodes 604 amino acids. The transcript has 17 exons. Gene Ontology annotation, biological process: negative regulation of insulin receptor signaling pathway; insulin receptor signaling pathway; negative regulation of Wnt signaling pathway.